Molecule: messenger RNA, 2517 nt
Organism: Linum trigynum
Lineage: Eukaryota; Viridiplantae; Streptophyta; Magnoliopsida; Malpighiales; Linaceae
Source: the annotation of a GenBank genome assembly
CACCUUCCACAGCCAGCAGCAUCCCUCGCUUAAUAAAUUUUCCGCUCCGCUUUUUAAUCUCUUCCCUUUGGACCUAAGCAAAACCACCACACUCCCAAAAAAAAUUCCCUUCACUUUCUUCCCCUUUUCUCAGAGCCCAAACACUUCCCCCAGACAAUCUAAAUCCCCAUGGCCGAGAGAGUCUAUCCAGCCAAACCUCCCGCCGCGGCGGCGGCGGCUCCACCAACCACCACCGCAGCCCCCGGCACGGCUCCCGCCUUCCCCGCAACGAAAGCCCAGCUCUACGGCGCCAACCGCCCCGCCUAUCGCCCCCAACCCCAGCGCAAGUUCCGCCGCAGCCGCCGCAGCUGCUGCUGCUGCCUCUGCUUCUGGAUAACCCUAAUCAUCCUCUCCCUCCUCUUACUCGCCGCAAUCGCUGGCGCGGCCGUCUACGUCAUCUACCGCCCCCACCGCCCCGACUUCACCGUCUCCGGAAUCAAGAUCUCGACCCUCAACGUCACCUCCAGCUCCCAGCUCGCCUCCAACAUCGCCGUCAACAUCACCGCCAGAAACCCCAACAAGAAGAUCGUCUUCACCUACAAUCCGAUCGACAUUUCGGUGUUCUCGACCGCCGACGGCGGCGUCAGCCUGGGGACGGCCAAGGUGCCGGCGUUCGUCCACGGGGCGAAGAACUCGACCGUGCUGAAGGCGGCGAUUAGCGGUGGCCAGCAGCUGGACGACGCGGCGGCGAAGAAGCUGAGGGGCGAGCUGAAGGGGAAGACCAGCGUCGCUUUGAGGAUCCGCGCGGAUACCAAAGUGAAGGUGAAGAUGGGAGGUUUGAAGACUCCGAGAGUUGCGAUUCGAGUCGUCUGCUCCGGGAUUAAGGCUACGGCGCCGACUGGGAAGUCGCCGACGACCGGCUCGGUGGCCGGCGCCGAUUGUAAGGUGGAUUUGAGGGUGAAGAUCUGGAAGUGGACUUUCUGAAGAAGGUAGCGGUGGAGAAAAUAAACAAAAUGCUUAAUUGUUUUCCUUUUUUUUUUUUAACUGUUUUCAUCUGAUAUUUUGUUUUUGUUUUGGAGUUUAUUUUUUGUUUUGUUUUGCAUCAGAUAUAUACGUUUUAUAAUUUUAUAUUGUGGGUGUUAUUUGUAAAUGGAGGAUAAUUUGGUGACUUGAUUUGGCUGGGGAUUUGUCGUGAUUUAGUUGUUCAGACGUGCAAAUUGACAAAGCAAGCUGCUAAAUUAUUAUUAGUUAGUGCACCUAAUUUUUACAGCUUAUCUUAGUGAUGAAAUAAAAGUCAAAUGAAUGUGUAGACUGUAGAGGAACAAUUAGGCUUGGGUUGUGUUUGAUCAAGGCAUGGAUUUUGGUGUCACACAUGUAAUUAUCGGAGAAGUUCGAAUUUUAUCGGAUGUCUUCUAUUAUUAUAAUAGAUCAUGAACUAUAAUUUACAUGUACGGAAUUAUAUUAGUCACGUUUGCACGAUGCAUUUAUUGUAGUCCAGAGAACAUUACCGUUUUGCGUAAGAGAAAAUGGGGGUGGUCAUUUGAAGACAUGAUUUUUUUAAAUCUCCGGUUUGUUUCAUCUAGAGAAUUGUACGACUCUUUUUGUUGGAGAACUUGCCAUUCCAAUUUUACAUUCAUUGAUUUGGCAAAUUUUUAGCUUGUUGCGAGAUAAUUAACCAUUAUUCUUUCUUUCACCAUCAAAUAAAUUCUAUAACACACAUCAAUUUACUUUAAUUUUCGCCACAAAACAAUAUUAAUUCAAAUAUCUACAAUCCUUCAAUUUCAUCUGUUUUCAAAUCUCACAAUUUACAAAGUAUCACCGAAUUAUAAAUCCAACUAUCGGCUACGGCGGAAUUGUAUUUGUAUGUGAACAAUUUCCACGUUAUUUGAUUUGUUCCUUAGAUUAGAUAGAUGGUGGUGGACCACGAAGUGGGAAAGAGAAUGCAGGAGGACUGCAGUUGUGCUGUGUAUUAGCUGGCCAUCUUCAAUUAGUAGAAAAUUUGCUCAAUUAUUUGACUAGCUCUAUAGGGGUUUUCUGCGAACGUGACAGCCGAAAUAAAAUUUGUUUCAAUAAUACACAUAUGGAGCUGGCAACAACUGAGAUUCUUUUCUUGCGUCUUUUAACAAAACAUGACAUGUAGACCUUAAUUAAUAAUUAUAGAUUGACCCGGCUUAGAUGAUGUUUGUAUGAUAAUUAGCACGAUAUGAGUUGUUCAUGUGUGAUUUGGAAAAAUCUCCUCCGGAACUUGAUUUGUUUACUAAUGAAUCAACCUAAGUAAAUUCAUGUUCAGCCACGAGGCUUGUGAACCAGCUCGACUCAGUGGUUUGCUAAAUUCAAAUCGUGAGUUGGCUCAUUUUGAGCUCAUGAGAUGUCUCAACAAUGUGGCUUAUGGGACAACUCGACUACCGGCUUAUGAGUGAAUCGAUGCUAUCUCUGAUGGGCUGGUUUGUUAAAUUAUGUAUCUCACCGAAUAUAAUAUUUAAUACUUUGAAUAUGUGAGCUAAUAUCUCUCAUUUAUAAUAUAAAAGAUAGAUUAUG